UUGUCUCUUCAGGUGAAUUUCAACUAAUGGAUUCAGCAUACUUUUUCAUGAAAAUUACACCAUUCAUUCCAGAGUAAGCACUUUUCACACAUGCAGCAUAAUUUACAGGAAAUCUUUGGGAAAACACACACACAUCUCACGAGUGGACAAAAUAAAAGGCUAAAAUGCUCAGCAGCUUGGAAUUCAGUGCUAAUAACACAAGACAGCUGCACUAAUGGAACACAACCGAGAAACUGGAAUGCACCCGGCAGGCAGCAUUUAGCCGUAAACCUAUUGUCCUGGAAACCAGGGCAACUGGCACGCACUAAGGGUAUCGUCAUCAGGAAGAACAGCACGCACCAAAUUGCAAUUCGGAAUGCACGGAACUUUGCUGCAACAUCGGAUGAGUGAAUACUUUGAAGUUGAUUUUUCCUGCAACUUCUCCUUUACUUAGCUUCGCACCUUGUAGGCAAAUAAGACCUGUGGUCAUCAGCGUAUUUGCCACAUCACCAAACGGGUACAUUUAAAUGAACAUAUGGUGCUCGGGUAGCUUAGGUGCGACCUUGUGCUCCCACUGCGGUACCGCUGCAGCGGGACGGGGGCUGUAAAAUACGUCUACUGACGCCAUAACAUUGUUCCCGCCUCCACCACUUCUUUACAACCAUUAAUCCACUCUGGACUAGACACUAAUAAUCUUGUGCAAAAAGCCAGCUCACAAACGAGGAAGACAAACGUAGCAGUGGCUUUUGUUGAUUGCACGAGUUACAAAUCCGUGUGUAGAAGUAAAAAGGAAAGCUAUCUAUUUGGAUCCAAAAAGAUGUACCCAGGCUGGAUUCUGAAACAGAGAAGGCAGACUUUGCUCUCAGCUGCUUGGAGUGAUACUUGCCUUUCAUACAGUUUUAUCAACGAAGGCAUCCCUGACUGCAAAAGCUAGUGGACGUCUCUCGACACCGUGACAUGAUCCGAUAUACAGUGUCUGGGUAGUAAGAUAAGCGCGCCUGAGUUUGCUUAUUGGCUUCUAUCGUCGUCCUUUUGCAAUGAAACUUACCUUAUCCUGCAACCCUCAUUAGUAGUCGGUAAUGGAGAGAUAAACACACUGCUGCUAGUUUUACUACCCAUUAGCAUGAUAUAUAAUCCAAAAAUAUCAGUCUCGAUACAUAAGGACUUAUUUGAAAUACCAGCAUGCAUGCAGGUGGAUGACUGUAAAUAAAGCAGAGUAGUCCACAUUAGACUUAUGGAGGUGGAAGUUGAAGCACAAUACCUAAAUUCCUACUUGGAAAGAAAUUCCAAUCAUAUCUAGAUACAACGAGAUAGCUAUGCGUUCACGUACUUUGAUGCUUCAGGAGUUGUCAUUUACUUGCAUAGCCCAGAACAUACUGCAAAAGUGUCUUGAUUGGUUUUAAACCUGCGGGUAUUUACUACAUAUCAUGCUAAUUGGAAGUGUGCGGCAUUCUUAGAAGUCCAGCUGGCUAUGUAAUGUUAUGAGCAUUGAGGUGUGCACACACUCAUGAAAGAUACAUGGAGAUUCUAGUGCUGGAAUUGCGUGUGCACGUUGGAGACAGCAUCACUUUCUUGAAGUAAGCGGUAACUCAUUUUAAUACAAACGAGGAUCUAAUGUAACUUAUUAAGUGUAAAAUCUCCAGCCUGCCCCUCCUCUGCUGCAAAGUACGUGCGUUUGCAAGUGGACUGUUCAGACAAAAAAGCACAAUGCAAAUGGGAACAUCUUACUUAAGGAGGAUACCCUUUGCACCUGAAGUAAUAAAAUGUGAUCCGCCGCACUUCCAACAAUCACAAGUCCUCAUGGACAGACGUGAAAAGCACAAGAGUAUCCGGAUAAUUUUAUUGAUGUAGUGCAACUGCAGGCGAACGCACAAACAUUGUUGAACAAAGACCAAUAAUGGAGUUGUCUGAGGUACGGUGCUCCAGUGCCAGCGAUGAACUUUAUACUAUAAACAAAACACCAGUUAACAACAGCAGUACAAGAGCUAAACGUCUUUUAUGGCAAAAUGCCGUCCGUCAUAUAACAGAGCAGCGUUUUAUACGAGAACAAAGCAGCACAAAAACAAUAAGUUCUGAUGAUUCAUAUGGCCCAAGUGCCCGUAAACAAUCCACUGGCAAAGCAUCCUUAGGUGACAGACAUAACAAUGGUGGCACCAAAGUGUUUCCUGAAAGAGCAAAUAGUGACCUAGGCUUCCUCCACUCAGAGUGUGCCCCAAGCAAUUCUGAUUUCUUCUUGAAUUGGGGCUAUACCUACCGGGGGAUUAUAUUUCCGACUUUAAGGAAUGCGUUUAAGUCUAGAGAUUUGGAAAGGCUUUAUCAACGUUAUUUCCUUGGACAGAGGCGCAAGUCAGAGGUUGUGAUGAACAUUUUGGACGUCCUUACUAAGCUGACCUUGCUUAUCCUUCAUCUCACCUUGGCCUCCGCACCGAUGGACCCCAUUAAAGGAAUUUUGUUAGGAUUUUUUACUGGUAUCGAAGUUGUUAUAUGUGCCUUAGUAGUGGUUAGGAAGGACACCACUUCUCAUACGUAUUUGCAGUAUAGUGGUGUGAUAACUUGGGUAGCCAUGGCCACCCAGAUUUUAGCAGCGGGUCUUGGCUAUGGUCUACUUGGAGAUUGCAUUGGCUAUGUACUUUUUACCCUUUUUGCUACAUACAGUAUGCUUCCAUUGCCCCUCACAUGGGCUAUCCUUGCUGGCGUGGUGACCUCAGCCCUACAUAUUAUUGUGCAGCUGGUUCUCCCCAGGCACACAGUGACUUCCACAAAUCAGAUCCUUGCUCAGGCAGUGCUAUUUAUGUGCAUGAACACAGCUGGAAUCUUCAUCAGCUACUUGUCUGACAGAGCACAACGCCAGGCAUUUCUGGAAACCAGGAGGUGUAUUGAGGCAAGACUGAGACUUGAAACAGAAAACCAGAGACAGGAGCGACUUGUUCUUUCAGUGUUGCCUCGCUUUGUAGUACUUGAAAUGAUUAAUGACAUGACCAAUGCUGAAGGUGAAUAUCUACAGCAUCAGUUUCAUAAAAUUUACAUUCAUCGCUAUGAGAACGUCAGCAUUCUUUUUGCAGACGUUAAAGGGUUCACCAACCUCUCCACCACGUUGUCAGCACAGGAACUUGUGAGAAUGCUAAAUGAGCUCUUCGCAAGAUUUGAUCGAUUAGCACAUGAACAUCACUGCCUUAGAAUUAAGAUCCUCGGAGAUUGCUAUUACUGUGUAUCGGGACUCCCUGAACCUCGACAGGACCAUGCACACUGCUCUGUUGAAAUGGGUCUUGGCAUGAUCAAAACCAUAAGGUAUGUAAGGUCUCGCACAAAGCAUGAUAUUGAUAUGCGAAUUGGAAUACACUCAGGAUCUGUGCUGUGUGGUGUGCUCGGACUACGGAAAUGGCAGUUUGAUGUAUGGUCAUGGGAUGUGGAUAUUGCAAAUAAACUAGAAUCUGGAGGAAUUCCAGGGAUGAUCCACAUAUCAAAAGCAACGCUAGACUGCCUCAAUGGGGAUUAUGAAGUUGAGGAAGGACACGGAAAAGAGAGGAAUGAAUUUUUAAGGAAACAUAACAUUGAGACAUAUUUAAUAAAGCAACCAGAGGAGAGCCUGCUGACUUUACCUGAAGAUAUUGUGAAGGAAUCUAUCAUUUCUCCAGACAGAAGAAAUAGUGUGGCAACAUUUACUGAAGGAUCGUGGAGCCCUGAGCUACCAUUUGAUAAUAUUGUGGGAAAACAGAAUACUCUGGCUGCCCUAACAAGAAAUUCAAUAAAUCUGCUUCCAAACCAUCUUGCACAAGCUUUGCAUGUCCAGUCUGGGCCUGAGGAAAUUAACAAGCGAAUAGAACACGCCAUCGACUUACGGAGUGGCGAUAAAUUGAGAAGAGAGCAUAUCAAACCAUUCUCACUGAUGUUUAAAGACUCCAGCCUGGAAGAGAAGUACUCGCAAAUGAGGGAUGAAGUUUUCAAGUCAAACCUGGUCUGUGCUUUCAUUGUUCUUAUAUUUAUCACAGCAGUCCAGAGUUUACUUCCUUCAUCUAGGAUGAUGCCUCUGGUGAUUCAGUUUUCCAUUCUUAUCAUGUUGCACGCUGCUCUAAUGCUUAUAACCACAGCAGAGGAUUACAAAUGUUUACCACUUGUGCUCCGAAAAACCUGCUGUUGGAUUAAUGAGACCUACUUAGCCAGGAACGUCAUCAUCUUCGCAUCCAUUAUGAUAAAUUUCCUUGGAGCCAUGAUGAAUAUUCUUUGGUGUGACUUUGGAAAAUCAGCAGCUUUAAUUAAUCAAACCUUCAAUUAUUCUAUGCCACGUACAGAUAUUUGCUCCUAUCCUGAGUACUUUGUGUUUACUGGUGUUCUGGCCAUGGUCACCUGUGCUGUGUUCCUUCGACUGAACUCUGUGCUGAAGCUGGCUAUACUACUCAUCAUGAUAGCCAUCUACUCCCUGCUGACAGAGACCAUCUUCACAUCCCUUUUCCUGCGAUAUGACAACUUCCACAAUAACAGAGAAAAAAACUUCCUAGGAACAAAGGAGACGUCUCUUCUAAUGAUGGCGAUGUUCCUUUUAGCUGUGUUUUAUCAUGGGCAACAGUUAGAAUACACAGCGAGACUUGACUUUCUCUGGCGUGUUCAGGCAAAAGAAGAAAUCAAUGAAAUGAAGGAACUACGGGAACACAAUGAAAAUAUGCUCCGAAAUAUUCUACCGUGCCAUGUAGCCCGUCAUUUCCUGGAGAAAGACCGUGACAAUGAAGAACUGUAUUCACAAUCAUAUGAUGCUGUUGGUGUAAUGUUUGCCUCCAUACCUGGAUUUGCUGAUUUCUAUUCUCAAACUGAAAUGAAUAAUCAAGGAGUGGAAUGCUUACGCCUGCUUAAUGAAAUUAUUGCAGACUUUGACGAGCUAUUAGGUGAAGAAAGAUUUCAAGAUAUCGAGAAAAUAAAAACGAUUGGAAGCACAUAUAUGGCAGUAUCAGGCUUGUCUCCCGAGAAGCAGCAAUGUGAAGACAAAUGGGGCCAUCUGUGUGCUUUGGCAGAUUUUACAAUAGCUCUGAAUGAAAGUAUACAGGAAAUAAAUAGACAUUCCUUCAAUAACUUUGAACUUCGAAUUGGUAUUAGCCAUGGCUCAGUUGUAGCUGGUGUAAUUGGUGCUAAGAAACCGCAGUAUGAUAUAUGGGGCAAAACUGUCAACUUAGCGAGCAGAAUGGAUAGCACGGGUGUCAGCGGAAAAAUACAAGUGCCUGAAGAGACAUACCUUAUCCUGAAGGACCGUGGGUUUGCCUUUGAAUAUCGGGGAGAAGUUUAUGUCAAGGGAAUAAGUGAACAAGAAGGAAAGCUUAAGACACAUUUUCUUCUAGGAAGGGUGCAGCCAAACCCUCUUAUCUUGCAACCAAGAAAGCUGACUGGACAAUAUUCAUUAGCAGCUGUUGUAUUAGGACUUGUACAGUCUCUUAACAGGCAAAAGCAGAAACAAAUUCUAAAUGAAAACAACAAUGCUGGUAUUAUGAAAGGACAUUAUAACAGACGGACACUAUUAGCUUCCAGUGGACCUGAAAUGGCAACUCAAGUUGAAGCCACUGACAAAACUGAACUGCCAUAGUAUGACAACUUAAUUGUGUUGAUUUUUUGUAUUUCUUUUAUAUAUAAUAAUAAAAAUGGUUUAAUUUUGUUAAA
Molecule: messenger RNA, 5619 nt
Organism: Protopterus annectens (West African lungfish)
Lineage: Eukaryota; Metazoa; Chordata; Ceratodontiformes; Protopteridae
Gene: ADCY8
Product: adenylate cyclase 8
Exons: 18
Coding region: 1877-5545 (1222 amino acids)
Biological process (GO): adenylate cyclase-activating G protein-coupled receptor signaling pathway; cAMP biosynthetic process; intracellular signal transduction
Cellular component (GO): plasma membrane
Molecular function (GO): adenylate cyclase activity
Source: RefSeq, a predicted model, not a curated record